Procambarus clarkii (red swamp crayfish) is the source of this 2845-nucleotide messenger RNA. Lineage: Eukaryota; Metazoa; Arthropoda; Malacostraca; Decapoda; Cambaridae. The record is from RefSeq and is a predicted model, not a curated record.
AUGUCUUUCAAAACUAAAAUGAAGGAAAAGCACGGAUCGAGACCUAUGGUUCAACACAAGCAGAACUCUCUGCCGUUGUUAAGACAUGAAGACGCCUCAGAGAAACACAAGGGAAGCAGUGAUCCCCACCGACUCAAAAGCAGCAUUACAAAACCUUUAAAUAUCAGUCAGGACCACAUCUACAGAGUUCAGGAGCCUGAGACUGACGUAUCGGAGGUGGAGAGAGAGAGGUGCGGCAAGAGGUGUCCCGUGGUGGGCCUGGAGACCAUCGAGCAGUAUAGAGCCUAUCUCCACCACACAGAGACUAACUGCUCGACUCUAGUACAGUUUGGGGGCUGGGUACCCGCUCCCGGUGACGGAGCCAAAUAUGUGUGUCUGGACAAGAGGUUCAACAUUAAGCCCGGCAACUGUACCGUCUUCUCCUUCGGUGUCAACAACGAGUGGUCCUUUGAGGACGAUUUUGCCAUAUACGGCUGCAAGGUGUACGCAUUCGACCCCACCAUGGGUAAGGAGGAUCACCAACGGUCCGCCAACGUUCGCUUCCAGGCCGUGGGCAUCGCUAACUACAAGGGUACAAUGAAGAUUGGUAUGGACUUCAGUUACGCUAUUCAAAAGGUGGACCGCUUCGAGAACUUGGUGAACCAGCUGGGACUCGCGGGUCAGGUGAUCGACUACGUGAAGCUAGACGUGGAGCUGUCGGAGGUGGACUUCCUGCAGGAUAUGCUCCUUAACUCUCCACACGUCCUCAGGAACAUCAAGCAGAUCGCUAUGGAAGUUCAUGAUGACUAUUUCGAAGGAGACCUGAGCCAGACGAGCAAACAGCAGGUGUUCUGGCCCUACUUCAUGCUGCUCAAGUGUCAAGACUUCCGACUGGUCCAUUCCCGAACUAAUCAUGGACGGUGGCGGGAGGUGGUGUGGGCCCGGUAGGUCGACUGGUAGGCCCCGUCCUCCAGCGAGAGGUGGUGUGGGCCCGGGAGGUCGACUGGUAGCCCCCGUCCUCCAGCGGGAGGUGGUGUGGGCCCGGGAGAUCGACUGGUAGGCCCCGUCCACCAGCGGGAGGUGGUGUGGGCCCGGGAGGUCGACUGGUAGCCCCCGUCCUCCAGCGGGAGGUGGUGUGGGCCCGGGAGAUCGACUGGUAGCCCCCGUCCUCCAGCGGGAGGUGGUGUGGACCCGGGAGGUCGACUGGUAGGCCCCGUCCACCAGCGAGAUGUGGUGUGGGCCCGGGAGGUCGACUGGUAGGCCCCGUCCACCAGCGAGAGGUGGUGUGGGCCCGGGAGAUCGACUGGUAGCCCCCGUCCUCCAGCGGGAGGUGGUGUGGGCCCGGGAGGUCAACUGGUAGCCCCCGUCCUCCAGCAGGAGGUGGUGUGGGCCCGUUAGGUCAACUGGUAGGCCCCGUCCUCCAGCAGGAGGUGGUGUGGGCCCGGUAGGUCAACUGGUAGCCCCCGUCCUCCAGCAGGAGGUGGUGUGGGCCCGGGAGGUCGACUGGUAGUCCCCGUCCUCCAGCGGGAGAUGGUGUGGGCCCGGGAGAUCGACUGGUAGCCCCCGUCCUCCAGCGGGAGGUGGUGUGGCCCCGAGAGGUCGACUGGUAGCCCCCGUUCUCCAGCGGGAGGUGGUGUGGGCCCGGGAGGUCGACUGGUAGCCUCCGUCCUCGAGCAGGUGGUGGUGUGGGCCCCGGGAGGUCGACUGGUAGCCCCCGUUCUCCAGCGGGAGGUGGUGUGGGCCUUGGAGAUCGACUGGUAGCCCCCGUCCUCCAGCGGGAGGUGGUGUGGCCCCGAGAGGUCGACUGGUAGCCCCCGUCCUCCAGCGGGAGGUGGUGUGGGCCCGGGAGGUCAACUGGUAGCCCCCGUCCUCCAGCAGGUGGUGGUGUGGGCCCGGUAGGUCCACUGGUAGCCCCCGUCCUCCAGCAGGAGGUGGUGUGGGCCCGGGAGGUCGACUGGUAGCCCCCGUCCUCGAGCAGGUGGUGGUGUGGGCCCGGGAGGUCGACUGGUAGCCCCCGUCCUCGAGCAGGUGGUGGUGUGGGCCCCGGGAGGUCGACUGGUAGCCCCCGUCCUCGAGCGGGUGGUGGUGUGGGCCCGGGAGGUCGACUGGUAGCCCCCGUCCUCGAGCCGGUGGUGGUGUGGGCCCCGGGAGGUCGACUGGUAGCCCCCGUCCUCGAGCAGGUGGUGGUGUGGGCCCGGGAGGUCGACUGGUAGCCCCCGUCCUCGAGCAGGUGGUGGUGUGGGCCCGGGAGGUCGACUGGUAGCCCCCGUCCUCGAGCAGGUGGUGGUGUGGGCCCCGGGAGGUCGACUGGUAGCCCCCGUCCUCGAGCAGGUGGUGGUGUGGGCCCGGGAGGUCGACUGAUAGCCCCCGUCCUCGAGCAGGUGGUGGUGUGGGCCCCGGGAGGUCGACUGGUAGCCCCCGUCCUCGAGCAGGUGGUGGUGUGGGCCCCGGGAGGUCGACUGGUAGCCCCCGUCCUCCAGCGGGAGGUGGUGUGGGCCCCGGGAGGUCGACUGGUAGCCUCCGUCCUCCAGCGGGAGGUGGUGUGGGCCCGGAAGCAACGUCACAGAAUUAUCUCUGGCAGUUCGGCUUGUAUUGGGAUCUAAAUGAAGUGUAAAGUGUGUGGACAAAGACAGGGACACACACACUCGAACACUAUAUCUUGGAUUGUAGUAAAAUUGAGUCAUUUAGAGAUAAAUCUAAGCUCACGCUGUUUGAUAUGGCAACCUCUCUUAUUACAAAGUUUAAAAUACCUGAAAUCUUUGCGCUGUAUCCAUAUUUCACUUCCAGUAGAUAAAUGACAUGUGAGAUUAAGAAACUCAGUAUUGUGAAGACUAAUAAUAAACAGCAGCUCCCCUAUGACUGUAAU